Molecule: messenger RNA, 1831 nt
Organism: Durusdinium trenchii
Lineage: Eukaryota; Dinophyceae; Suessiales; Symbiodiniaceae
Source: the annotation of a GenBank genome assembly
GUUGAAACUGAUUGUACAGAUGUUCCGUCCGGUCAUGGCAAGCUUGGGGCAAGCUGGGCACGCCGAUGUGGCCCUCUCUGGCAGUUUCUCUUAUUGCACUGCAGCUGAACCAUCUUCAAAGUCAAGAUGCAAGCGGGAUUCGAGAGGUCUACUUGGAGCAGAGCAUCGGAGUUUCCAUUCCUCUUUUUUGGCGUGCUUCUCGGGUGACCUAUUCCCUGGCCUUGCCCAGAGAUACAGAGCUUGUGGCAGUUCGUCUAGAUGCAACACAGGAGACUGGCUCAAUAGAGCCCUUCGCUUUGCACGUGCCUGACAAAGGGCUGAGCACGACAUUGACCCCCGGAGUGCCUUCACACUACGUGGAAGUUCCAAUGGGUCAGCCAAUUCAGCUGAGGCUGGACAUACGGCAGCUGAGCUAUGAGAUCUCACUGGUUCGUUCCAGGAUCGGCUUCUAUGGACAGGGAAUUUGGCCGGAUCCAGCACAGCUUUAUCCGCCGGAAGGAACUUUAGCAGGCUUGAACCUUUGGGAUAGCAUGGGCACCCCCGCUAUCAUGGUCUGGUUCAUGCCGCGCGUCUCAAUGUACUUUGCGUCUCUUCGGGAGGAAGCACAUGGCGUCAGGUUGGCAGCAAGCCCGAAUGAUCCUGAUGCAUUGGUGGAGUGGCGCAUCAAUGCCGAGACCUGGCAACCUUUAGUGCCGGGCAGGACAUCAGAAGUUGGGGAGGUGGCUCCUUACGGUUGGACUCUGUUGGAGGUACGUGUCUCAUCAUCUUUGGUCAAGACCUUGUCACCGCUACUCUAUGAGGUUGUCUUAGCUCGUGGAAGUGUUUGCCAUCCCACCUGCGCAUCAUGUUGGGGACCGUCGAAGACGCAAUGUGAGUCUUGCAAUGCACCGUUGGUACUCGUGGACAGCAAAUGCCUGUACACAUCGUGUUCAUCUUCAAGCUUGUACUUUAACCAGAGCAUGGAGAGCUGCCAACCCUGUGACUCAAGUUGCUUGGAAUGUGCAGAUGGCAGUCCAAAGGGAUGCCUCCGAUGUCCGCCAUCUCGCUAUUUGAGACCUGCAUCGUCCGUUGCAGUUGUGGGCUCAUGCGAGCAGUCUUGCCUUGCUGGCUUCUUCGUUCAACCCUCCAGCCAACGUUGUCAGAUGGCGCCUGCUGAUGUCCAGGUAGAGCGCUUCUACCUUCGGCUGACCUUGCGAAUCUCUGUGGAGGACUUCUUGGCCAAUGCUGGCACGCUCAAAGAAGUCUUGAGGAAAUCCGCAGAGACCUUGGCCGUGUCUUCUGAGGAUGUACGCUUCCACAGAUGGGACUCGGCCAAAGAAGGUCUCGGCGUCUUCUUUUUCCUUGAGGUGGAGAAUCCCUUCGUGCAGCACCAGAAGUCUGAAGAGUGGUUUAGCAUCGACGACUGGUUCUCAUCCCUGCCAGUCCCAGUGGAUGAGAUUCGCAUCAUGACUCAGAAUCAGCUUUAUCCACCUGGUGCACCAGAUCUUCAAGCACCCUUCUUGGAUGCAUGGACGUGGGGAUUCAUUGGUGCCGGUGCUGCAUCCCUUCUGCUUAUCUACCCGCUGUACAGCUUCUAUUUCGUCAGGAAGUACCGCCAGCAAUAUCCAUACCAAUCUGGUGAAGGCCAAGAAUUGUUUGUUGACGAAAUCUUGGACCGGAGUGAUCACGCUGUGCUCACAGCGAUGUCGCAAGCUGGGAAUCUGAAGGUAGCUGCUGGUGACGAUGGAUGAGAGCAAGAUAGAUACAGUGGUUUCAGAGUAGAUGGCACAGUCCCAGUUCCCAAAAGGCGGUUUGUGUGGAACCUCAUCUAAAGGACAUCUUGGGGUUUGUG